This is a messenger RNA of Rotaria sp. Silwood2, 354 nucleotides long. NCBI's taxonomy places the organism in Eukaryota, Metazoa, Rotifera, Eurotatoria, Philodinida, Philodinidae. The record is from the annotation of a GenBank genome assembly.
AUGAAGCUUAGUCGAAAAGAACGUUUUGGUCUAUUUAUUAUAGUAUUUCUUCUUUUUCUUUAUAUUAUUCUAUCGAGUACCAUCAUUCAAAAUAAUAAAUAUUAUGUCACAUCAUUAACAAGUUUACUUCGAUUCAACUCUUAUCGAACUAAUCAUUGUCUGAAUGAUUUUAUUGAAUCAUCAUCUAUAAAUAGACUAAAUCUACCAAGAAUACUUAUUGUAAUAGGUACACGUCCUGAAGCAAUUAAAUGUGCACCACUUAUUGCUGAACUAAAAUCUGAUCGUUAUCAUUCAAGAUUUCAAGUUAUUGUUAUUAGUACUGGUCAACAUCGAGAAAUCUUACAACAAACAUGA